Messenger RNA from Paralichthys olivaceus (Japanese flounder), 2598 nucleotides. RefSeq names its product gap junction protein beta 9a (gene gjb9a). Lineage: Eukaryota; Metazoa; Chordata; Actinopteri; Pleuronectiformes; Paralichthyidae. Gene Ontology annotation, cellular component: connexin complex. Gene Ontology annotation, biological process: cell-cell signaling. Gene Ontology annotation, molecular function: gap junction channel activity. The record is from RefSeq and is a predicted model, not a curated record.
UGUGUGUGUGUAGUGACGUAGCAGCUGCUGAAUCUGGUUUGGCAGGAUUUCUGAGGAAAGGGCGAGAGCAGAAACAGACAGAGCGAGAGAGAAAGGAGAGGAACAUUUUAAACUACGUUUUCCUUCACUACAUUUAACUCCACUGCCGGGCAUUAGUCUCCUGCUGCUGCUCACACAUUCGGUUCUGGUGUUUAAGGAGGUUUCCCGCACAGGGGUUCGCUUUUGUCUACCACCCAGACCGGCAGAGCAGCAGGGAUGAACUGGUCGGGCCUGGAGAGUCUGCUGAGUGGAGUCAAUAAAUACUCCACUGCAUUUGGGAGGAUAUGGCUGUCCAUGGUGUUUGUGUUCCGUGUGAUGGUGUUUGUAGUCGCAGCACAGAGGGUUUGGGGGGAUGAGAGCAAGGACUUUGUGUGUAACACCCGGCAGCCUGGCUGCACCAAUGUCUGCUACGACCACAUCUUCCCCAUCUCCCACAUCCGUCUGUGGGCACUGCAGCUGAUCUUUAUCACCUGCCCAUCUCUGAUGGUGAUGGCUCAUGUGAAAUACCGCGAGGGAAAAGACCAGAAAUAUGAGAAGCUGCACCACGGCUCUCACCUGUACGCCAACCCCGGCAAGAAGAGAGGGGGGCUGUGGUGGACAUAUCUGCUGAGUUUGGUCUUCAAAGCUGGAUUCGACAUAUCAUUCCUCUACAUCUUGUACAGGAUUUAUCAUGGAUAUGACCUGCCCAGGCUAUCCAAGUGUUCCCUGGACCCAUGUCCCAACACAGUGGAUUGCUUCAUCAGUCGUCCAACCGAGAAAAAGAUCUUCAUGUUGUUCAUGGUUGUUUCCAGCAUACUGUGCAUUGUCAUGUGCAUCUGUGAGAUGAUUUAUCUCAUUGGGAAGCGCAUCAGCAAAUUGUUAAGGAUUCGACACGAGAACCAGAGACAGAUAUUUGCUGAUCAACAUGAGCUCACCGACAUAGCGCCACCAAGGUCACUGUAUCGGAGGACAGAUCCAACACUGUCUGACAGCCAGCUGAGUUUAAAUAAGCGGGAGAAGGUGAGAAAAGGUACUACGACUACGACACUGUAGGACACAACCACCACUCUGCCAUGGAUUUUUUUACUAUCGGGUGACCACACAACAGGGACAUGUGUUACUUGAAACUAUUAAUCCAAAGGACCAAUAGGGCCCAGUCCUGACCUCUGGGAUUCAGUCAUCCAGCUGAACACGAACCAUAAUGAGGAGGAUGGCUGAUUGGAUAUUUUAGUACAUAGUUAAAGAAGAGGACUAUUGGUAUCACUAUGAUACUGGGACAUCACUUUGUGCCACAGAUCUGAUCAUCUUAUGGCUGACAACAUGAGGAGACAUAUCCAGGAGAAUUACAGCACUGAUGUUGUUCACUCAUGUUGUGUUUUCAGGAAAUUGUGGAUUGAUUGUUGAUUCAUGAGAAAUAUAUGAUAUUGUAAAUUACAGCACUUGGUAUCUUCAACACUGAUAAUAUCUUUGUCAACGGCCUGACUGACAAAAAGAAUGUUUAUAUUUCUUCUUCUACAGGGACCAAAAUACCACCAGGAAUGUGAUGAGCUGAUGCCUCACAUGAAGUGUUGAGUUACCCAUGUUUAAAUUUCUCCUCCAAGAAAGCUGGUCAAUAUGUUUUUAGCUUUGUGGCCAAUCAGCUGCAUUGGACAACCAGCUAAUUCCCUAUUGUUUUUGUUAAGGGCUCUUCAUUAUCAGAAUUUAAAAUGUAUUUAUCAUUUUUGGUUGUUUAAUAUCAGGGGAAAUGAGUAUUGCUGUACAAGCAGGACUUUAGCUAAACUGACAAAAUUAUGUUGAAGGAGAUAUGUCAGUUGCUACGUAGCCAAUUUUGGCAUUAGGUGUUUACACACUAGUCCUGCCACCAUUGAGUUUACAUGACAAGAGGUUAUAAUACUUUUACAGGCCCGGCUAAUUGGUUAGCAUGUGUACUUUCUUAACUUUGGCUGCAUAGCUAGCCAAAUAUACAAACAUCCCUUUUAAGGAUGAGGCCAUUUCUACUUUCAUAUUUAAAUAAAUCCCCACAGCUACUUUUGUUUUGAUUCAGAGUCAACUGGAAUCUCAUAUUAGUUUAUUUUUAGAUGCUGACUCAUUUUUUUUGUUUGUUAAUUUAAAGCUACAGUGACUCACUAUUUGAGAGCAACAAGCCAGCUAGCCAGUUAGCAUGGUCACUUCAGUAGAGGUUUGGCUAUGUGAUAGCCAAAUUUACAAACAGCGCCAUUAAGGACAAGGUCAUUUAUUCUUUAAUAUCUGGUUAAAUCACAGCUACUUCUGUUCUGACUAAGAGUCAACUGGAACGUCAUGAAAACUACUUUUGAGAUAUUGACUUAUAUUUUGUUUAUGAAUAUAAUGAUACCUUUUAUUGCUUGUAAAAUAAAAAUGCUGAUAAAGGUCACUGUCAAGGUUAUCCUCGAAUGUUUUCACUGAUACUGUUCAAAAUCCAUUGGUGAGAGGAGAAAAAUAAUUUUGCAGUAGAUGCCAUGAGCAAAUUCAAGUUGUAUUUACAAACGAAACAAAUGUCCUUAUUCAGACAUGACUUUUUUCAGUUUUUCAUGCAUGAAAUAAGAUUUCAUUAUGCUACUA